AUGAGAGUCCUAACUUUAUUUCUGGGAUGUGCCAUCCUGGCCAUUUGUUUCGUGCAGCUCACCGAUGGUGCCUCCUCGACAACAACUACAACGACGACAACAACUACUGCAGCCACUGAUACGACAACCACUACAACAGCCUCUUCUAGUGACACCACCAGCACGACCACCAGUUCCAGCUCCAGCUCCAGCUCUACCUCUAGCUCCACCACUUGUGCAAAGAAACUGAAAAAGCUAAGGAAAAAGUAUAAGAAGUUGUUGCGAGAAGGAGAGGAGACAGAUCUUCAGACAGAACUUCAGACAGAACCUUUACCAGAAGCGGUGGCACCAGGAGGAGAUUCCUGA
Molecule: messenger RNA, 345 nt
Organism: Drosophila nasuta
Lineage: Eukaryota; Metazoa; Arthropoda; Insecta; Diptera; Drosophilidae
Product: protein new-glue 1-like
Exons: 2
Coding region: 1-345 (114 amino acids)
Source: RefSeq, a predicted model, not a curated record